Prorocentrum cordatum is the source of this 1293-nucleotide messenger RNA. The record is from the annotation of a GenBank genome assembly. NCBI's taxonomy places the organism in Eukaryota, Dinophyceae, Prorocentrales, Prorocentraceae.
AUGAUGCCGGACGGGAACCUGGAGAUGGUGGCGUCGUACACCGCCCACGCGCCCAGCGCCGUGGUCUUGCAGACGGCGUGCCCCGUCUGGGUCUACUGGCUCGCGCCCGACUCAGAGCCAGAGGGCGCCGAGUUCGACCUGGAGUGCGAGCCCGAGGGAGGCCUCGUCUUCGUGGCCGCCUCGCCGGACCAGGUCCCUGAGGACGCGCAGCCCGUCAGAGGCCACCUGAGCUGCCCCGGCGCGGAGGAGCACGGUCGGGAGCUGCUCGGCGACAGUGUGGGGCCUUACUACCUGCACCACAGCGCGGUCUCUGCCCAGGACGGCGAUGCCUCCUCUCCAGGGUGUCUGCUGGCCAGGCUCAGCAUCCAGAUGAAGGACGGACAGGCCCCCCCAAUGUUCAGAUACGAGGAGCGCGAUCCCCCGCCCCUGGCAGAGCGGUGCCGGGAACUGAGCGGUUGUGAGCUGCAGCGCUUGGCAGGGUGCCCCGUCGUGGUGGGCGACCUGAGGCCGACAGCGCUGCCGCCGCUAGAGCUGAGGAUGGCAACGAGCUGCUGCGGCUGCGGCUUCCCAGGCGCGAAGCUCACGAUUAACGGGCGCGACACCGCGGAUUUCGAGCAGGAGGGCCACGUGAAGCUGCGCCGGCGGCGCCACGGCGGACACCUCGAGGUCCAGGUGGAGGGCGUGCCCGCGCAGCUCCUGGCCGAGGUGCCUUCGCUGCUGCCCUACAAGGCCCUGGGGCCCCAGGUGAUGAGGCUGGACCUGGUCUGCCCGCUGUGGGUCUACUGGGUGCCCCCGGAGGCGGGGAGCGCAGACGAGGUGAACCUAGACGCGGAUGGCAUGAUCUUCUUGGCCUCGGACAGCAGCCAGGUGCCCGAGGAGGCACUCCCCGUGAGGGGCUCGCUGGGCUGCCGCGGCGUGGAGGAGAUAGAGCUGGACGGCACGUCUGUCGGGCCCUUCCUGGUGCGGAGGGCCCCGCUCCCAGUGUCGACCUUCUCGAGCACGCUGGCGGAGAUGCGGUCGAUCUCCAAGAACAACCUCGGCUUCGGCCUGGAAGGGGCCGGCGGAGAUGCGAUCGACGCUACGCCGCAGGCCACGCCCCGCGCCACGCCGCGCGGAACCGGCCGCAUGAGCCUCGCGCGCGGGCCCGCGUCGCCUGGGGGGCCUGGGGGCUCGACGAGCUCAAGAUCACCGCGACGCAUACAGCGAACGUCCACCGCAGCGUUUGCCCUAACGAGGUUCCGCCGCGAGGCGGCGAGCAAGGAGGCCAACGAGGACGAGGGGAUCACCAGCUGA